AUGAUGAAGGUUUUACAAAAGUACGGCAAACAAUUUUAUGGUCUGACCCACAUUUAAAAAAAAUAAUUCAGAUCCACUUAAGUUUUGAAUAAAUAGAUUGAAAUCUUUAUUGAUGGAAAGCCUGCUAAAGUUGAUGAUUCCUAUACUAUUUUCUAAGCUUGCUACGAAAACGGAGUUAUUGUACCUCGUUUCUGCUAUCAUGAAAGAUUAUCCGUCGCCGGUAACUGCAGAAUGUGUUUAGUAGAAGUCGAAAACGUCCCCAAGCCAGUUGCAGCUUGCGCAUCUUAAGUUGUCCCUGGUAUGAAGAUUAAAACUAAGAGUGAAAAAACUAGAAUUCACAGAGGAAACGUUAUGGAAUUUUUAUUGGCUAACCAUCCUUUAGAUUGCCCCAUUUGCGAUUAAGGUGGUGAAUGUGAUUUAUAAGAUAUUUCUUCAGUAUAUGGUUAUGGUAUCAGUCGUUACAACGAAUACAAGCGUGCCGUUGAAGAUAAGAAUUACGGUCCUCUUGUCGCUACAUCUAUGAACAGAUGCAUUCACUGCACUCGUUGUGUUAGAUUCGCUACUUAAAUUGCUGGUGUUGAAGAUUUAGGUAAAACUGGUAGAGGUAAAGCUGCUGAAAUUGGUACUUAUGUUGAAAAGACUUUCAACACCGAAUUAUCAGGUAAUGUCGUUGAUGUUUGCCCUGUCGGUGCUCUUACUAAUGCUCCUUACGCCUUUACUUCAAGACCUUGGGAACUCAAGUCUUUCUACACUAGUGAUGUUUUCGAUACUUUGGGAAGUGCUAUCCAAGUUGAUACCAGAGGUCCUGAAAUCAUGAGAGUCUUACCUCGUAUCCAUGAAGAAAUUAACGAAGAAUGGAUUUCUGAUAAGACAAGACACGCCUUCGAUGGUUUAAAGAGAUAAAGAAUCAACAGCCCCAUGAAGAGAAGUAAAGAUGGUAAUUACGAAGACAUUUUCUGGGAAGAAGCCAUCUAAACUAUUUCUAAGAAGUGCCUAAACACUCCUAGUGAUUAAAUCGGUGCCAUUAUUGGUGAAUUCGCUGAUAUUGAAUCAAUUACUGCUCUUAAAGACUUCCUCAAUCGUCUUGAUGUUGAUAACUUUGAAGUCCGUCAACAUGGUAACUUAAAGGUCUCUCCUGACUUCAGAGCUAACUAUUUAAUGAACAGCAAAAUUACUGGUGUCGAAGAUGCUGACGUUUUACUUUUAGUUGGCUGCAACCCCAGAUACGAAGCUCCUGUUCUUAAUGCUCGUAUCCUUAAAUCUACUCGUAAAAAUCUUAAAGUGUUUAACAUUGGUACAAACUAAGAUUUGAACUACAAGAAUGUUCAUUUGGGUAACUCCACUAAGGUUUUGAAAGAAAUUGCUGAUGGUACUCAUCCUUUUGCUGAAAGACUUAAAAAGGCUAAGCUUCCUAUGAUUAUGGUUGGUGCUAGUGCCUUAGAAAGAGAAGACGGUGCUGAAUUAUACAACACCCUCAAGGUUAUUUCCAAUAAGACUGGUGUUAUUUCUGAAGAAAAGAGCUGGAACGGUUUCAAUAUUCUUCACAAGGAAAUGGGUAGAAUUAAUGCUUUAGAAUUAGGUAUUAACCCUACUUCAGUCAACAAGAAUGCUAAGUUAGUUUUCAUUUUGGGAGCUGAUAACAACUUGAGACCUGAAGACAUCCCUGCUGAUGCUUUUGUAGUUUAUUUCGGUACUCAUGGUGACGAAGGUGCUUACUAUGCUGAUAUCAUCCUUCCCACUGCUGCCUAUACUGAAAAGAAUGCCACUUGGGUCAACACUGAAGGUAGAGUUUAAUAAGGUAGACUCGUUGUCAUGCCUCCUGGUGAUGCCAGAGAAGACUGGUAAAUUAUUAGAGCUUUGUCUGAAGAAGCUGGUGUUCCUCUUCCUUAUGACAGUCUCGAAGAAUUAAGAUACAGAGUCGCUGAAUUGGCUCCUCAUUUAUUAAAAUAUGAUUAUAUUGAACCUACUAUUUUUGGUAAGGUUGCUCUCUCUGCUUAAUAAGGAGUUAAGACUACUCUUUCACCUACCCCUAUUACUGAUUAUAUUGAUAACUUCUAUAUGACUGAUGCUAUCUCAAGAGCCUCAGUUACUAUGGCAAAGUGCUCAACCGCUUUCAACCAUGAAAAAUUCAGCAACUUCAAAAAUCUCGCUAAAUGA
This is a messenger RNA of Tetrahymena thermophila SB210, 2157 nucleotides long. RefSeq names its product NADH-ubiquinone oxidoreductase 75 kDa subunit. The transcript has 9 exons. The record is from RefSeq and is a predicted model, not a curated record. Lineage: Eukaryota; Ciliophora; Oligohymenophorea; Hymenostomatida; Tetrahymenidae. Gene Ontology annotation, cellular component: membrane. Gene Ontology annotation, biological process: ATP synthesis coupled electron transport. Gene Ontology annotation, molecular function: NADH dehydrogenase (ubiquinone) activity; iron-sulfur cluster binding.